AUGAAGAGUUUGGUCAUCCAGGAAAUGCAGGAAUAUUAUUACCAGAUACAAAUUCCGAAUAUCACCGUUGGCAGUAACGAACGCCAAAGCAAUGAAUCUACCACUGCACUGAGCAGCAGCACCAAAACAUCGAACUACAAAAUAGCGUUCCCCAUUGGUUUAUUCAUUGCCGGUGCCUUAGGAAAUAUUCUCGCUCUCAUAGUUUUGGCCCGGGCAAGGAAAGAGCAUCAACGCUCGAUAUUCUAUCGUUUGGUCGGUGGUCUCGCUGGAACUGACAUUAUUGGCAUCCUCGCUACGUCUCCUGUCGCCAUUAGUGUGUAUUUCAAUGAUCUCCACUGGGAAGGCGGGCAACGUCUCUGUGACUAUUUUUCUUUUCUAAUGAUAUUUUCUGGCUUCGCAACUGUGUUUAUCGUGAGCGCCAUGGCUUUAGAACGAUACUUGGCGAUAUGCCACCCUUACUUCUACAACACAAGGGCUUACCCAAUGUUAGCUUUCUGGAUCCUGCUAGCCAUCUGGAUUAUCUCGUUUGUCAUCGCCACGUUCCCGUUAUUCGGCUUCGGUCACAAUACCAUACAGCAUCCAGGUAACUGGUGUUUUUUUGAUUCCCACAGUACCGACCUCAUUGAUCAGAUUUUCGCCUAUUUCUACGCUGUCAUCGGAUUGGCCAUGGUUCUCUUCACAAUCAUCUGCAACCUCUUGGCCAUGAUCAGCCUGAUGCAUUCGACAGGGACGUUGCAGACGCAGAAUAAUUACUUGAUGAGAAUGUGUUCCACGCACAGCACCAACCGUAAAAGAAGAGAGCAAUCGCUGCAGAUGUUGUUGCUACUCUUCGGUAUUGUCAUUAUAUUUGCAGUCUGCUGGGCUCCAUUAAUGAUUCGUGUGAUUAUUAACCAGACUCGAUGGCUUCCCAUAAACAAAGAGGCCGACCUAUUAGGCAUUCGACUGGCUUGCUUCAAUCAAGUUCUUGAUCCGUGGGUCUACAUACUCUUUCGCAAGGAAAUUGUCAUGCGUGUUUUAGACUGUGUACGAAAACAUAUCUACUGCCGGUCGUGUCGCCAAGAUUCAGAGACGAACAUAACCCAGCCUCAACUCACUCACCUAUGA
Acanthosepion pharaonis is the source of this 1104-nucleotide messenger RNA. The record is from the annotation of a GenBank genome assembly. Lineage: Eukaryota; Metazoa; Mollusca; Cephalopoda; Sepiida; Sepiidae.